GGGGGGGGGGGGGUUGCAGACGCAGACAUGUAGUUAAGAUAGCUUAGCUGCCUUGAAACAUAUUUUGAUCUAGGUCAACUUAAGGCAAACCGGUGAAAGGUGCCUUUUCCGUCACGGUGCUCCCCAGCCGGUGUCUCUGCUGCCAUGGAGGUGGGCAGCCUCCCUGUGGAGCUGUGGAGGGUUAUCUUGGCCUACCUUCCUCUCCCUGACCUGGGCCGCUGCUGUCAGGUGUGCAGGGCCUGGCGGGAGCUCAUCCUCUCCCUGGAUAACACCCGCUGGAGACAACUCUGCCUGGGCUGCCCUGAGUGCAGACAUCCCAACUGGCCCAGUCAGCCCCAUCUGGAGCCCCCAUCCUGGAGGGAGGCACUGAAGCAGCACGCCAUGGCCACCCGCACCUGGACUCAAAAUGGGCCAGAGCUCCAGUCCUCUGCAUGCCUCCUCUUUUUUCGUCGCCGGAAAGACCGCAGGGUUUGGCAUGUGGGACCUGGGUGUGAGUUUGAAACCCUGCGCGGAGCUCUUGGGGUGGUAGGGCCGUACGACCGUGUGGUUCUCCAUCCAGGGGUGUAUGAGGAGCAGGCUGAAGUGGCACUAAAGGUGCCUGUGGAGCUGGUUGGGCUGGGCAGACUAGGCGAGGUAGCCCUUCUGGUGUGUAUGGACCAGCAGUGUCCAACUGCCAGGCUGUGUAAUCUGGUGUUCAUGCCACCCUGGUUUUCCACUGUGGUCUACAAGACGUCAUGGGGUCAUGUCCAACUAGACAAUUGCAACUUUGAAGGGGCUCAGCUGCAAAUCCGUGGCCCUGGAACUUGUCAAGCACGCUUCUGCUCCUUCUCACAGGGCAGCUCUGCUCACUUGCUGGGUGUUGUCCUCAGUUUAUUGGACAGCUGUGACUUCUCAGGAAGUGACACAGCCUCUGUGUCAGUGGAAGGUCCUCCAGUUUCAGAAAGAAACUGGGCUUGUAAACAUUUGGCUGGCCUGGCCAGGACAUUCCCAUCAUGUUGUUUAUUAGGAAAUAAUAAUAGCCCUCACAGAGGCCUCCAGGCCCACUCAACUGGUGGGCCACCUGGUGUUAAUGUUAAAAAGGAGCACAUGAGUAUAGAAGACUGGCAGAGAAGGAAUGGCGUGGAAGCAGGUUGUCAGGGUACAGUGAUUGAAGAUGGCUGGAGUGAUGGUGAACGCAGCGAGGGAGAGGAGAAGAACCCGGUGGGAGAGCGAACCAACACCAAAAAUCCAGUUACUCUGGAUUACAAAAUUCCGUGUCAUCAUCAUGGCCUAUCCAACAUGCUCAAACCACAGCCAGAUGGUUCUCUGCCAUCGGCCUCCUCACCUGAUCCUCCAUCAGUGACCCCUGAACCCCUCACCCUUCAGCAGGAAUUAGACAGGGACCCAGAGGCUCAGAUGUUGGCAGCAUCCACUCUUGGCUGUAUCGUCAGGCGCUGCCUCUUCAGGGAGGGGAAGGGUGGUGUGCACUUGUCCAAUUAUGGACAAGCAAGACUCGACAGCAAUGUUUUCCGUGGGCUGAACUAUGCUGUCCGCUGCAUCCAAAACUCUACAAUAGUGAUGCUGAGAAAUGAGGUGUGUGAGUGCCGUGCUUCAGGCGUGUUCCUGCGUCUUUCAGCUCAGGGCCUCAUUGCAGAAAACAACAUCCACUCGAACGGGGAAGCAGGGCUGGACAUCCGAAAAGGGGCAAACCCCAUCAUUGUGUGUAACAAAAUACACAGCGGUUUGCGUUCUGGGGUUGUUGUCCUUGGAAAUGGAAAAGGUUCAAUACGGAGUAAUGUAAUCUAUAACAACAAAGAAGCAGGCGUGUAUAUUCUCUUCAGUGGUAAUCCUGUGGUCAGUGGGAAUCACAUCUUCCAAGGCCAGGCUGCUGGGAUUGCUAUAAAUGAGAAUGGCAGAGGGAUGAUAACAGAGAACGUGAUCAGAGAGAACCAGUGGGGGGGUGUGGACAUCCGCAGAGGAGGUGACCCCAUCCUGAGGAACAACUACAUCUGUCACGGCUACUCAGACGGCGUGGUGGUGGGGGAGAGAGGCCGCGGACUUAUCGAGGGAAACCAUGUCUACUGUAAUAAAGGCUGUGGUGUGUGGGUUAUGUCAUCCAGUCUGCCGCAGCUCUUAGGAAACUACAUCACCCAUAACUGUAUGUAUGGGCUAGCAGUUUUCUGCAGGAAGGACCCGGAGAACAUUGAAGCCAGGGAUGGGAACUGGCCAGGGCAGGAAGGGAUUGGUGGAGAAGGAAGUGGAGAAAGGAGGGGGGUAGAGGGAGAAGACAGAGAAGGGCAGGAGAACUUGAAUGAGGAGGGAGAAUUGUUUGCAUGGGAGAGCGAUCUGGACAGUGAGGAUGAGCGCCACUCUGCCCGUCGCUCCAUCAGCGUGGCCCUAGUGGAGAGCAACUGCAUGAGCUUCAAUGGAGCAGUUGGCCUGUAUGUGAAGAGCAGUGAGCCACUCAAUGUUUUCGCAAAUCUUGUGAACAGUAACCGGGGAAUUGGCAUUGGCGUGCUGCAGAGCAGUCAAUUGACCCGUCUGGUUACAAACUGUGUUCUUGAAAAUGGUCGAGGUGGUGUUACAGUGGAGAAAGACUGCAGGGUGGAGCUUCGUGGUAAUGGCAUUUAUGAGAACUGUGGCCAUGGUGUCAGUUUCAAUGGUAACGGGCAGAUUGUGGAGAAUGAUGUGGUUGGAAACCGUGGAUAUGGGAUCCAGGUCUCUGGCAGUGCUGAUAUCAAGGUACUGCGCAACCGUGUCCAACCAGCACAGGGUUGUGGCAUCGCCGUGCUGGGGCCAGUAAAAGGUGCUGUCCAUGACAAUCUGUUAUUCCAAGGCCACCCUGGAAACAAAAAAACACUGCUACUUAUGGAUCCUGGCAAUGAGAGCUGCGUGUUGCGCAACAACAAUAUUCUAAGGCAUAAUAACAGCUGUACAUCUGCUCCUCCCUGGGUUUUGGAAAAUCCUCCCCCUCGUCCACUGGCCAGCUCCCCUUCUGGACUCUCCUCAUCCCAAUAUCCUUCCCGACUUGGAAUUUCCAUGACAACAAGGAUCAGUGCCACUGUGGAGAGUGGUUGCCACAGUGGCAGCAUGUUCUGCUCGAUUCUAUGAAAAAU
Messenger RNA from Scomber scombrus (Atlantic mackerel), 3095 nucleotides. RefSeq names its product F-box protein 10 (gene fbxo10). Lineage: Eukaryota; Metazoa; Chordata; Actinopteri; Scombriformes; Scombridae. The transcript has 11 exons. The record is from RefSeq and is a predicted model, not a curated record. The coding region runs from base 145 to 3090 and encodes 981 amino acids. Gene Ontology annotation, molecular function: protein binding. Gene Ontology annotation, biological process: protein ubiquitination; ubiquitin-dependent protein catabolic process; regulation of apoptotic process.